AUGAAGCUCACCGACCUUUCCCCACUCCUCCUUCUCCUGGCCCUCUUCCAUGCCAUCUCCGCCACCAUCUCCGCCACCAACUGCGGUAUCCCCGACAGCGAAGAAUACUGCUUCGGCACCCGCUACAACUCCUCGCUUGUCUCUAAGUAUCCCUGCGGUGACUCCCGUCUCGGUCCUGCCCGCUUACCCACCAAACACGACGAGGAACCCGUCGCCCGCGUCGUCGGCGCCAUACUGUCCGACUACAAUCCCUUUGGCGGGCUGUGUCCGGGUGCCUUCUUGGAGGCAUGGACGAACGCAACGAAUGGGCGGUGGAAGUACCCGCCGCAUAACGGGUUCAAGCUUACUUGGGAACCGCUUGAUGUCAUGAUCCUGCCAGUAGGCUCGUUGUUGGAUCGGUUUGGGGAUGAGGGCGGAAAGUUUCUGAGUCCCGUGGGUGUACAGUAUAGGGAGCGGGCGAUACCUCCGGGUAAUUUGGCGACUCGGGAUGCUGAUUCUGCAUACCCGUACAACUACCAUGUGUACACGGUGAUCAAGCCGCUACGUGUGCUAUCCGGGAGGAUUGAGCCGUGGUUUGGACAGCCCGGAGACGGUGUGCAGUACAAGCUGGAUGAUGAUAUUACCGUGUGGUCGUUGGUUGAGGACAGAUAUCUGCAGCCGGAGAAUGCGUUGGUGCGGCUUCCUUGA
Messenger RNA from Dichotomopilus funicola, 687 nucleotides. RefSeq lists its product as uncharacterized. The coding region runs from base 1 to 687 and encodes 228 amino acids. NCBI's taxonomy places the organism in Eukaryota, Fungi, Ascomycota, Sordariomycetes, Sordariales, Chaetomiaceae. The transcript is spliced from 2 exons. The record is from RefSeq and is a predicted model, not a curated record.